Olea europaea var. sylvestris is the source of this 958-nucleotide messenger RNA. RefSeq names its product NAC domain-containing protein 83-like. The transcript has 3 exons. The record is from RefSeq and is a predicted model, not a curated record. Gene Ontology annotation, biological process: regulation of DNA-templated transcription. The coding region runs from base 115 to 909 and encodes 264 amino acids. Lineage: Eukaryota; Viridiplantae; Streptophyta; Magnoliopsida; Lamiales; Oleaceae. Gene Ontology annotation, molecular function: DNA binding.
AAAGAAUGUACUAUUCUUUUUUCGGUUUUUGAACUGAUAGAUUUAUUUUCCUGGGAAAAAAAAAAAGCCAAAGAAAAGUAACAGUUGAUAGAAAAAUAGGAAUCAGUCCAUCCCAUGAUCACUAUAAAGAUCCCUCAGCAAAACCCUCCAUGCACGUUGACUCCCCCCCUCCCCCCUCCGGACCCACGCUCCCAAUCUAGAAUGGACAAAUCGAAGUUGGGUAGAGUUGGAGCAAUGAGCAAAUUGCCACCAGGAUUUCGGUUUCAGCCUACAGAUGAAGAGAUUGUGUUUCAGUACUUGGCACCUAAAAUAUUUUCCUGUCCUUUACCUGCUUCAAUAAUUCCAGAAAUCAGCAUUUCCAAAUAUGAUCCAUGCAGGGAAUUUCCAGGGGAUUCAACCGGCAAGGACAAAUACUUCUUCAGCAAUAAGGAACCUGGAAACAGAAGUAGUCGAGCAACGGAAGAUGGCUACUGGAAGGGCAGUGGUUCAGAUAAAAGAAUUAUAUAUCGGAAACGGAAACCGAUAAUGGGGAUGAAGAAGACAUUAGUAUUCCACAAGGGGAAGUAUCCCCAAGCUUCUAGAACAGAUUGGAUCAUGCAUGAAUAUAGCAUUACAAUUUAUGGAAACAUAGCUAGUAAUUCCAAGCAGAGAAAAAAUUCUCAGGGUUCUUUCAUCCAAAUAGGAAAUUGGGUUUUGUGUCACGUGUUCAAGAAGAAACCAAGUACAAAAACUGAAGUUUAUGUUGAUAGGCCUAGGUUUUGUGGUUUGAUGAAAUCAGAAUUAGAAGAUACAUGUUCUUCUUCUUGUGCCUCCUCCUCUUCUUCUAAUUUAUGUUCUGAUCAUUCUAGUUUUUCCUCUGAGGUCUCUUCCAAUGCAGCAAAUGAGGAAACCAGUAGCAGAAAUGUGUAGUGUAAUGCCAUCUCAUUAUCGAAAUGAAAGCUCGUACAUUCUCGUUUGA